Messenger RNA from Alternaria hordeiaustralica, 819 nucleotides. RefSeq lists its product as uncharacterized. Gene Ontology annotation, cellular component: membrane. Bases 1 to 819 code for a protein of 272 amino acids. Lineage: Eukaryota; Fungi; Ascomycota; Dothideomycetes; Pleosporales; Pleosporaceae. The record is from RefSeq and is a predicted model, not a curated record. The transcript is spliced from 2 exons.
AUGUCUUUCUUCAACGACGCCUGGAAGGCAAUGGACGGCUUUGGUCAAGAAGCGGGAAAGCAAAUGGGUGGCGCUGCGGAUGAGGCUGGCAAGAACCUUGAUCAAUUUGGCCAGGAAGCAGGGAAGCAUAUCGGCGGAGCCGCGAAUGACGCUGGUGAAAAUCUCGACGCCUUUGGUCAGGAAGCUGGCAAGCACAUCGGUGGUGCUGCGGAAGAAGCUGGCAAGGGUCUCGAUGAGUUUGGACAAGAAGCUAGAAAGCAGAUCGACGAUAUCGCCAAAGAGACGUACGGACAUGUCGAAGCAUUCGGACACGACGCGGCGGAACAGAUCGGACCUGCUCUAGAAGAAGCGUGGAGUCAUGUGGACGCGUUUGGUCAAGAGGCUGGGAAGCAGAUCGGUAUUGCCGCAGAGCACACCAAGCAAUGGAUUGAAGAGCAUCCAGGAGAGACUGCAGGUAUCAUCGCUUGUGUUGUCGCUGCUCCUCUCGGUAUCGCGGCCGCACAUGGUAUUCUGCAUAUGGUGGGCUUCACGGCCGCGGGUGUUGCAGCUGGAUCUACCGCAGCCGGUGCACAGGCCGGCAUUGGGAGUGUUCCAGCUGGGAGUACCUUUGCUGUUCUCCAAAGCGCAGCAGCGGGAGGCGCUGGCGCUAUACUUGUCAACGGCAUCGCUGCGGGCACGGCUACCGGGGUUGCUGUCGCUGCUACAGCCCCUGGUCUUAUCAAAGCCAUGAAGGAAGGCAAGAAGGAAGUUAUUAUCGACGAUGUCACGUACAAGAUCGAGGACAAAGGAGAGGUAGAAUCCUCGCCACCAGGUCAAUAG